This is a messenger RNA of Parascedosporium putredinis, 795 nucleotides long. The record is from the annotation of a GenBank genome assembly. NCBI's taxonomy places the organism in Eukaryota, Fungi, Ascomycota, Sordariomycetes, Microascales, Microascaceae.
AUGGCUGCCGCGGCGCUGGGCUUGGGCGCUCUGGCGCUUCUGGCUGGACAAGUUGUCGCCCAUGGAGGAUUGAACAAUUAUACCGUUGGUGAGACGUGGUAUCGCGGGUACGACCCCAACGCGCCCGCAGAAGAGCAGCUCGGCCAAGACUGGAUGGUCCAGCGCUCCUGGACCACCAUCGACCCCGUCUUCGACUACGACUCCGAGUUCCUCUCCUGCAACAACCCCGGCGCCUCGGCCUCGGCCUACAUCGACAUCGCGGCCGGCGACAACAUCACCGCCAUCUACUGGUACUGGCUGCACCCCACGGGGCCCAUGGCCGUGUGGCUCGCCGAGUGCGGAGAGUCGUGCGAGGACGUCGACACCAAGGAGCUCGAGUGGUUCAAGAUCUGGCACGCCGGCCUCGUUGACGACGGCGCCCUCGGCCUCGCCGAAAGCACCUGGUACCAAAAGGCCUUCCAGAACUGGCAAGGCCUCGCCGCCUACUGGCCCAUCACCAUCCCCCGCCGCCUCCGCCCGGGUCUGUACAUGGUGCGCCACGAAAUCAUCUCCAUCCACGUCGCCGACAAGCCCCAGUGGUACCCCGAGUGCGCUCACCUCAACGUCACCGGCGACGGCGACCUCCUGCCCGACGCGGACUGGCCCCGCUACCGCUUCCCCGGCGCCUACUCGACCGACGACCCCGCCGUCUUCAUCGACAUUUACUCUGAAGAGUGGGAGAAUCCCGUCAACGCUGCCACGUAUCAACCCCCUUGGGGCCGGUAUGGACGGGUGAAGACGAAGCUGAGGAGGUAG